AUGGCAGACAAGGCAGUUCAGUCAGAACCCGUGUCUGUUCCAUUACUUCGAUUUUCACCACUAACAAGAGGCUCAAGUUGUGGGAACUAUGUGUCAGCGUUCUGUGAGCCUGUGCAUGGAUCCCUUCCCAUUCAGUACUCAUGGUACGAAAAGACCCCAUCUGGGGAUUCAAAGAUCUCUGAUACCUUUAAACUGGAUCUACAUUGUCAAUCCUUAAAAGACAAUAACUAUCUGUAUUAUUGCAAUGUCUCAAAUGCGAAUGGAACAAAGUCCAGUGAAAUGAUCAGAAUGUCCACCUCCAACAAUGUUAGGAACUGCAGAUAUGUGAUUGAAGUCAACAGAAUGGGGAAAAUUAAUUUCUGUGAAAACACUGUGACAGAAUCGAUGACAACUGCACCAAGGGAAAAAACUACUUCACCUGAAAUAAGAAUUUCUUCCUCAGUUUCGGGUGACUUAUGGGCAGAAGAUAAAGUAAGAGGAGUUGUGGGAAGAGCGAUCAGAAUCGAUUGUCACUAUGCACCAAUAUACCGUUCACACACAAAGUAUUUCUGCCGCAUGCAGAGUCACCAGUGCACAUCCUUAGUGAAUACAAAUGGGCAAACUGAGCAGACUGGAAGAAUGACAAUCAGAGAUAAGACAUCCCAAGGAAUAUUUACUGUUACAAUGGAGAAUCUUGUCUUUCAAGAUACAGGAGUUUACAGAUGUGGAAUUGCAACAUCUGGCAAGACUCUGGUGUUUGAUGUGCAGCUACAAGUAUAUGACGAACCUGUGUCUGUUCCAUUACUUCGAUUUUCACCACUAACAAGAGGCUCAAGUUGUGGGAACUAUGUGUCAGCGUUCUGUGAGCCUGUGCAUGGAUCCCUUCCCAUUCAGUACUCAUGGUACGAAAAGACCCCAUCUGGGGAUUCAAAGAUCUCUGAUACCAAUAAACUGGAUCUACAUUGUCAAUCCUUAAAACACAAUAACUAUCUGUAUUAUUGCAAUGUCUCAAAUGGGAAUGGAACAAAGUCCAGUGAAAUGAUCAGAAUGUCCACCUCCAACAAUGUCAGGAACUGCAGAUAUGUGAUUGAAGUCAACAGAAUGGAAGAAUUUCUCCCUCAGUUUCGAGUGAUUUAUGGGCAGAUGAUAAAGUAA
This is a messenger RNA of Hypanus sabinus (Atlantic stingray), 1134 nucleotides long. Its product is annotated as polymeric immunoglobulin receptor-like. The coding region runs from base 1 to 1134 and encodes 377 amino acids. The record is from RefSeq and is a predicted model, not a curated record. The transcript is spliced from 6 exons. Lineage: Eukaryota; Metazoa; Chordata; Chondrichthyes; Myliobatiformes; Dasyatidae.